CUGUGCAACCUGGUCCAGACCAUAGGAACUUUCUGAUGCAGAAGUUGAUGCCUUUUUUCGGAGACUUUUAUUGUCAUUAAUUCUCAUACUGCUUUCAAAAGAAUCUUAUCAAAGGUGUAUGCUUCCUGUUGUCUAUAAGAGUGAAUAAAUUAAAGUGUUGUGAUAAAUUUAUUUUUAUUAAACAUUUCAUUUUUUUUUAAUUAGUUUUUUUUUCCAAUAACUCACUUAAUUUUAUUCCAACGAUAAUAAUGUUCGAUCAAUCUUAAUCGAGCUCAUUGCUGAUAAUUGUGAUUUAAAUUUGAUUCAAAAAAUUAAUUUUCAGUUUAAAAAAUUUUUUAAACAACAAAUAGAGAAACAAAUAGUUGUAUUAGUGGUGUAAGUCGAAGUGAAAUAAGUUUUUGACAAUUUAAAAAAAUUGAUAAACUUAUUUUGAGUUCACCUAAAGAUAAAAAAAGUUUGAAAUGAGAAAGUUGAUCAUUAAUUGAUUGUUAUAUAAAUAAACUAAAAUAAUAAACUCGAAAACAAUAGUGAAGUUAAUUCGACUUAAUUCACAUCUCGAGGCUGAGGGGAUUACUGUAAUCUAAUCUAAGAAAGUAAUCAGAUCACCAGUAAUUGGAAACUAUCGAGUUAGACUGCAGUGAUGCCAACGCGAGUGUAAAUCAUCCGGAGGACGCAAUGGGACGGACGCGCGUUGCGCAAAGUGGUGGAAUGCCAAAAAUUCUACUCAUCCUCUUCCCCUUAGUCCUCACGGUGACAGCAGUGCCGAAUGUCAGAUCAGAAUCCGCAACAGGACCUGCCAAUAGUGUGGGUCCACUCCCGGGUGGUUCUUCAUCAUCGGCGUCUUCUGCAUCAUCAUCAUCAUCACUUUCUUCGUCUUCUUCAUCAUCAUCAUCGUCCACUUCAUCUUCAUCAGCAAUUGGCGUUAUUCCCGAGCCAGGUGCUAGUCUAGGUGAUGGAUUGAGUGGAAGUGUCAGUGGACACUCAGUACUGACAUCUAGUUCUAACGGAAAUGGCAGAUGUGAGGACAUCACCAUUCCCAUGUGUCGGGGAAUUGGAUACAACCUGACUGCAAUGCCAAACGAGCUGAAUCAUGAUACGCAAGAUGAAGCAGGUCUAGAAGUCCAUCAAUUUUGGCCGUUGGUGGAAAUCAAGUGCUCUCCAGACCUUAAAUUUUUUCUCUGCUCUAUGUACACACCAAUUUGUCUACCAGAAUAUAGCAAGCCACUUCCGGCAUGUAGGAGUGUUUGUGAACGAGCCAGAGCCGGUUGUGCUCCAUUGAUGCAACAAUAUGGAUUCUCCUGGCCUGAGAGAAUGGCCUGUGAACGUUUACCGAACCAUGGAGACCCGGAAAACUUAUGUAUGGAACAAGAUAAUCAUACAAAUAGUGGUGGAGGUUCAGGAUCAGGUCCAGCUAGCAGUGCUCCUAUACCAGCAGGUCCACCACGACCUACUAGACCAUCGAAGACGUCACAACCAGCCCGGUGUAAGGGAAAAAAUUCAAAAAACUGUCAGCAUCCCCCAGGGGAAAGGACAAGGGAUUGCUUGUGCCGAUGCAAAGCUCCCCUCGUACCCCUGGGGGUCACAAACGCCGGCACAAGCGGCCACGGGGCUCUGGGAAGCAUGCACAUCGUCGGGGUUCCAGUGCCACCAUCAAUCGGAGACAGCCAGAGUCAGGGGGUUGCCGGGGUUCAAAAUUGCGCCCUUCCAUGUCACGGGGUCUUUCUGUCGGCAGAGGAGAGAGGAUUCGCAACCGUGUGGGUAACUCUUUGGAGCGGUCUGUGCGCCGCAAGCACUCUCACCACCGUAAUCACAUUCCUGAUAGACACGCAACGAUUUAAAUACCCAGAAAGACCUAUUGUCUUCUUAUCAGCCUGCUACUUUGUCGUUUCCUUGGGUUACUUGGCCAGAAGUGUUAUGGGUCAUGAAGAAAUCGCCUGUGAUGGACCAGCAUUGAGAUCUGGAACUCAAGGACCAGGAACUUGUGUCACUGUCUUUUUAAUGAUCUACUUCUUCGGUAUGGCAUCAUCAGUGUGGUGGGUGAUUCUUGCCUUCACUUGGUUCCUGGCUGCAGGAUUGAAAUGGGGUAAUGAAGCAAUCGCCUCCUACUCUCAAUACUUUCAUCUUGCUGCUUGGUUAGCACCAACUGCUCAAACUGUUUGGGCUUUACUUGUUGGAGGUAUUGCUGGUGAUCCAGUUGCAGGUGUUUGUACUGUUGCACCAGAAGGUGUUCAAAAAUUCAUCCUCGUUCCUCUUCUAGUCUAUCUGCUACUUGGAACCAGCUUUUUACUUGCUGGUUUCGUUAGUCUCUUCAGGAUACGGAGUGUCAUUAAGAGACAACCUGGUGCCAAGGCUGAUAAACUCGAGAAACUCAUGAUUCGAAUUGGAGUAUUCUCAGUUCUCUAUACUGUUCCUGCCAGUGCUGUCCUUGGAUGUUAUCUCUACGAAUCAACUCAACGAGAUGAAUGGAUUGCACAUCUAGCUUGUCCUUGUAAAAUUCAAUCAAAGCCCAUCUAUUCCAUCCUCAUGCUAAAAUACUUUAUGGCUUUGGCAGUGGGCAUCACCUCUGGUGUUUGGAUUUGGAGUGGUAAAACCUUGGAUUCAUGGCGAAGACUUUGGCGAAGGCUCUUUGGUGGUGGUGUAGCAGCGGGAAAUACUGGAAUGGCAGGAGUGACAGGUGUCAGUGGGAUUGGUAGUGCUAGUAUGAAAGGUGUAGCUCGUGGUAUGAUGCCAGGAUAUGCACCAUCAGGUCCUGGAAGUGCUUUACUUCCACCAGGGAGUGUUGCUAGUGCUUCUCAACAUCAUCUUCAUCACCAUGUUCUCAAGCAACCCCCGCUUUCGCACGUAUGACGUCACCAGUCGGCGGGAGGCGACAUGAAUUCGGCCGGCUGUGAACAGCCUCAAAAUCAACUUCAACACGAGAGGCCUUCCGCCCUGAGCAACUAUGGACCCAUUUAGCCCUUCGCCAGCGCCUCGCGGAGGCACACGCCAGCACAUACGGCACCACAUACGCCACAUAGCGCUGCCACGAUUUAUUCUAGAAGGUCCCUGGCAUCAACUACUGGGCCUCUGACUCCAGCCCACGGUCUUGCGCCUUCCUACACUCAAGCUACUGAUGUCUAAUCAAUGACUGACACCAUAGGGUGGGUUUGUGAUCCGUGAUUGGACACUUUGCCAUAAAUUUUUGCCGCAUAUACGUAUAUAAUAAAAAAAUAAACAGGGAAUCAAUUAAAUCUCUGUUUAAAUUAUCGAGUCAAUGUAGCAGUGAUGUUUAUUUUUUAUUUUUUAAUGUUUUUUUAUUUUUAUUUUUAAUUUUAUUACGCCGGGGAAAGUUCACCGUCCGUGACUACGCAAAGCAGAACUGCACGUCGUUUCGCAGACAGUCUCUGGCUAGUGAGUUUGUGUAUUUGUGAAAACGAAUGUUUGUACAUGAGGGAGAGUGAGAGGAAGAGAAGUGAAGUGAAGAAAAAAAUGAUUUUAAAACAAAAAAGAAAAAAAAAUAGAAAUAUUUUCUUCAGCUAAGGUUUCUCCUUUUUCUCCUUUAUCUCUUACUUGUCUAGCUCGAGUGUGCAUGUCCGUCUUUAAUAUUAUGUAUUCUCACUCUUGUCUAAUUAUCUACUAGCCAUUUCUGAAUAAGUACUGAUUAGAGUCGUUGCAAUGUAUCUCUUUCAC
Chelonus insularis is the source of this 3669-nucleotide messenger RNA. It is a transcript of the gene fz2, whose product is annotated as frizzled-2-like. NCBI's taxonomy places the organism in Eukaryota, Metazoa, Arthropoda, Insecta, Hymenoptera, Braconidae. The coding region runs from base 676 to 2847 and encodes 723 amino acids. Gene Ontology annotation, molecular function: Wnt-protein binding; Wnt receptor activity. Gene Ontology annotation, biological process: canonical Wnt signaling pathway; non-canonical Wnt signaling pathway. The record is from RefSeq and is a predicted model, not a curated record. Gene Ontology annotation, cellular component: plasma membrane. The transcript is spliced from 3 exons.